Penicillium nucicola is the source of this 1620-nucleotide messenger RNA. RefSeq names its product putative GABA permease. Gene Ontology annotation, cellular component: membrane. Gene Ontology annotation, molecular function: transmembrane transporter activity. Gene Ontology annotation, biological process: transmembrane transport. The record is from RefSeq and is a predicted model, not a curated record. NCBI's taxonomy places the organism in Eukaryota, Fungi, Ascomycota, Eurotiomycetes, Eurotiales, Aspergillaceae. Bases 1 to 1620 code for a protein of 539 amino acids. The transcript is spliced from 8 exons.
AUGGCUGAUAUACUAGAAAAAGUCAUGUCCCAUAAGAAAGCUGCUUCGGUGGCUACAGGGCGUGAAUCGAAGCCGCAGGCUGGGGAUACGGAGCUGCUGGCAACUUUGGGAUAUAAGCAGGAAUUGCGACGCCAUUACUCAACCCUUCAGAUUUUUGCUGUUGCGUUUAGUAUCAUGGGUUUGUUGCCUUCUAUUGCUUCGACUUUGUCGUUUUCAAUGCCGGCUGGUCCGGUUGGUAUGGUUUGGGGUAUGCAAUUCUUCAUCAGGAAAUCGCCCAGAGCUGACGAUAUUUCAAAGGCCGAUAUGGCAUCUGCAAUGCCUACCGCCGGAGGACUCUACUUCUGGACGCACUACUACGCAGCGAAGAAAUGGAAGAACCCACUCAGUUUCCUAGUGGGAUAUAGCAACACUCUCGGGUUAGUAGGAGGAAUUUGCUCCAUCGAUUACGGAUUCGCGAACAUGCUCCUCUCAAUGAUCUCCAUCGCCCGAGACGGCAACUGGACAGCUUCGAGAUCAGUCAUCUACGGCACAUAUGUGGCAACAGUCGCCGCACACGGUUUUAUCGCCAUCUUCUUUGGGCGAGUAAUGCCCAAGAUCCAGACGCUGUGUAUCUUCCUCAACAUCGCUCUAGUCGUCGCUACCUUUAUCGCUCUGCCGAUUGGAAAGUCGCAGAACAGUCCGCCUGUGAAUUCCGGCUCCUAUGUCUUCGGUGAUAUCGAGAAUUACACUACAUGGCCCACUGGUUGGGCCUUUAUGUUGGCAUGGCUGUCCCCUAUCUGGACUAUCGGCGCAUUUGAUUCUUGCGUGCAUAUGAGCGAAGAAGCAACUCAUGCUUCCCGUGCUGUACCACUGGGCAUCAUUAGUUCAUCUGGUCUGUGUGGUAUCCUUGGGUUUGUUUCUCUGGCCGUGAUUGCUUCUUCGAUGAGUAAGGAUAUCGAGGGCAUCCUGGGCUCGAAGUUUGGUCAGCCCAUGGCUCAGAUCUACUAUGACGCCCUCGGCAAAAACGGCGCUCUUGGGUUCAUGGCUGUGAACAUGAUCGUUCAAUUCUUUAUGGGUCUUAGUAUCGUCCUAGCCGCGUCUCGCCAAAGCUGGGCCUUCUCCCGUGACGGCGCCCUCCCCUUCUCCAACUACUUCCGAAAAGUGAGCCAGCACCGCCUCAUGCGCUAUCAGCCCGUUCGCAUGGUCUGCGGCGUUGUCGCCGCAUCUAUCAUCAUCGGCCUUCUCUCCCUGAUCGACCAGGCCGCCGCAAACGCUCUGUUCUCUCUUGCCGUAGCUGGCAACGACCUCGCCUGGCUAACGCCUAUUCUCUGCCGCUUACUUUGGGGCAACGAGAGCUUUGUUCCCGGUGAAUUCUAUACCGGCAAAUAUUUCAGCAAGCCUAUCGGCUGGGUUGCGGUUAUUUAUAUGGUGUUUGCUAUUGUGCUUUGCAUGAUUCCUACUGAGGGGCCUAAUCCUUCGGCUUCGUCUAUGAAUUAUACGGUUGUUAUUAAUGGGUCGCUUUGGGGUUUGGCGUUGCUUUACUACUAUAUUUAUGCUAGGAAGACCUACAAGGGCCCGCAGACUACUGUUAGUCCUGAGGAUGAGGGUAUGGCUACCCAUGUAGACAUGGAUACAAAGUAG